Molecule: messenger RNA, 988 nt
Organism: Candidula unifasciata
Lineage: Eukaryota; Metazoa; Mollusca; Gastropoda; Stylommatophora; Geomitridae
Source: the annotation of a GenBank genome assembly
AUGUCUGCAGACAUUUUACGAAAGAAUCCACAGGACGACUUUGAGUUAAUUCAAAGAGUCGGAAGUGGAACAUACGGCGAUGUUUACAAGGCCAGAGUUCUUACUACUGGUGAGUUUGCAGCUAUCAAGGUGAUCAAGCUUGAGCCAGGUGAUGAUUUUGCAAUAAUUCAACAGGAGAUUAAAGUGAUGAAAGAUUGCAAGCAUAAAAAUAUUGUUGCAUAUUUUGGCAGUUAUUUGCGACAUGAAAAGUUGUGGAUAGCUAUGGAGUACUGUGGAGGUGGGUCAAUGCAAGAUAUUUAUCAUGUUACUGGACCACUUCCUGAGCCAGCAAUAGCAUUUGUGUGUCGGGAGACUCUGAAAGGCCUCAGUUACCUGCACAGGCGUGGGAAAAUGCACCGGGAUAUCAAGGGUGCAAAUAUUCUAGUUACUGACGAAGGUGAUAUUAAACUAGCGGACUUUGGAGUAUCUGCACAGAUAACAGCCACCAUGUGUAAACGCAAGUCUUUUAUCGGAACACCAUACUGGAUGGCUCCAGAGGUGGCAGCAGUCGAGCGUAAGGGGGGUUACAACCAGCAGUGUGACAUUUGGGCAGUGGGUAUUACAGCCAUUGAAUUUGCAGAGUUACAGCCACCUAUGUUUGAUUUACACCCAAUGAGGGCACUUCUGUUAAUGUCAAAAAGUGGAUUUAAACCACCACAGUUGAAGGACAAAAACAAAUGGUCUGUAGUGUUUCAGCAUUUUGUCAAAGUUGCCUUAACCAAAAACCCCAAGAAAAGACCUUCUGCAGACAAGUUGUGUGAACAUCCAUUUUUGCAAGGUGACUUGAGCAGAGAUCUUACUAAGGAGUUACUAGAGAAGUCACGAAAUCCCUCACAACCCAUUGACCUAAUAGAGGAUGAAGAUGGGCUUUUGCAACAUGUUCCAAGAAGAAUACCUUCAAAUAGAACAUCUCGGUCAAGUGCAGCCGCCAAUAGUAUUAAGCUAAAAG